CUGGGCAUCAUUGCGCGUCAAAACAUUGCGUCUCUGCAGGACUUGUCAGGGCCGGAGAGAGAAGAGGAAAUUUGCCUUGGAAGGAAUGCGAAAGGGGGUUUAGGAUUGGCAGUGCCACGAGAAAAAACGAGGAGGUGCGACAUCUUCUAAGCUACGUGGAGAUCCGUGUUUUCUUCCCUUCAAAGGUGUUCGCCUCCCAACCCGACGCCCACCACGGCCCUCACCUGUGUGUUGCGGUGCUUCCCUUGUGAGCCGACCUGGGCUGGCAGUCCCUUCUUGCACCGCCCGCCAACUCCGCCCAUGGUCAGAAUGACGCGCUCCAAGACCUUCCAGGCGUACCUGCCCAGCUGCCACCGGACCUACAGCUGCAUCCACUGCCGAGCUCACCUGGCCAACCACGACGAGCUCAUCUCCAAGUCGUUUCAAGGCAGCCAAGGCAGGGCCUACCUGUUCAACUCAGUGGUGAACGUUGGGUGUGGCCCUGCAGAGGAGAGGGUCCUACUCACAGGCCUGCAUGCUGUAGCAGAUAUCUACUGUGAGAACUGCAAGACCACCCUAGGCUGGAAAUACGAACAUGCCUUUGAGAGCAGUCAGAAGUACAAAGAGGGCAAGUUCAUCAUUGAGCUGGCCCACAUGAUCAAGGACAACGGCUGGGACUGAGGGAUGAGCAGCCGGGACACAAAUGCAGCCGAGGAAAGGGGGGGUGGGUUGACGGGAUGGAUGGGAGGGAGGGAGGGAAGGGGGUUGUGUGUGAUGGGUGAGUGUGUGACUUUGGUUUGGCUGAUUUACCAUUAACCUCUGUAACUCUGCCCAUCCCUCCCUACCACGCCUCUUGAUGUACACACACAGAAACACACACAUACACAUCAAGGUCCCAGACAUCCCAGCUUGACAGAGAGACAGACUAGGCGGGCUUGUACGCAGCUAGCAGGACUAGGCGAUUGGCCAGCAAGAUGUCAUGUUUUCCCGUUGUUGUUUUUAAUGAAACACAAGUCGAUAGCUUUUAAAAAAGGUGGCAACACUCCCUCUAUACCUCUUCAUUGCUUGAAGUAUUCCACCUUGCCUAACAUUUAUGUUAAAACAAGUCUCCUGACAACAGGUUGCUCAGUGUAUAUUUUAGCCAAAAAGAGUCUGGCCUGGCGGGGUUCAUUGGCCCUGUUUGACCAGCUGACGGGCAUUCACUCCGUCCCCAGCUUAAAUCAGAUGACCUGAGAUGAUUAUAGCAAAUCUGGCUGUACGGGGCCGUGCCAGCUGGGCCAGUGAUGAGGCCUGGCGCUGAGGCUUGGCAUGGAGGCCCAAGCACAUGGGGGGCGGGUCGGGUGCAGGGAUUGCUGCCCACCAGGCCGAUCUCUAGCUUGUGGCUGGGAUUCACUCCAUGUAAUGCCAGUGAUGCAGCUCAGGACGGCCCGAGUGAAAGAGAUACAGACAGACAGCCACCGGCUUGUCCUAAUACCUCACAGGAAUUUGCCCUCUCAGCAGCAAAGCGGUUCCCCUGGGUUUGAUUCAUCCUUUAAUACAACGAGUCGUGUAAAGUGAUCUGCUGAUCCUUCCCGUGUAUGUCUGGUGUUCCCAGAUGCAUCGAUGCAUCCACCUUUGUUACUUGGCUAGAUAGAAUAACACAACAUAAGCGUGUCUCAGGUGAACAACUUUGGCCGGGAUUUCCAAAGGUUUGCGAGAACUGAGAGAAUAUUUUUGCUUUCAGAGGAUAAAUUGAGUUAAGGUGAUUGCUGGUGACUCAAUGCCUGCUUUAAUGGAAAUAACAGUGUGAUUUCAGAUAACUGAAACAAAUGGCCAAUGCAUGACUGGUUUCAUGGGCCAAGGGAAAUUGCAAAAGAAAUUACCACAUAAAGAUUAAUGUUACUGAAGUUACGAGGUAUAUACGUGACCACAGAGGAGUGUACUGUAGAUGCAUAUGUAUAAAAAGGUUUCACUCUUAGGCUCUCUUUCAGUCUGGGAUGACUGCUGUUUAACUGCUGUUACACUGAUCUUCACUAACUGGCCCUAACUAAACAAAAAUAACGAACCAACUGGGCAACAUUGUGAAGCAAUGCAUAUGAUGGACUAUUCUAUUAUUCCUAAAUGCACCAGCUUCUUAGCUUCUAUCCCAGUUUUAGAUUUGUUUGGUUUCAAUAUUCCUCAUGCAUCAUGGGCCUCUGAGUUAUAACCCCUGGGUAAUAUUUGAAGUAACAUUAAUGGGAAGCAUUGCUCAGGUACCUUUGUGCUAACUUUUUUUAUUGCAGGGCAAGGAUCCAACUUAAUGUGCUGGGUGUGUAAUUGUCUCAAAUGGGAAUGUGUUAUUUUCAAAUGAGAGAAUCCAUCUUGUGGAAAUGCAACGUUAAUGCAUGCUUGAAGUAAUACAAGUGAUCUGACCAGUUGUGUGCUCGGUCCUCGUCACAUUUUUGUGAAAAGAACAUUUUGUGUUGCAAUGAAACAUCUUAUCUGUUUUUCCACAGUCCAUUGAAGCUACCAGGUCCUUCUUUGACAGAUUAAAUGUGACCCUGGUUUAGAAAAGUAAAAUGAGUUGCCCUGUCGUCACAUAAUUUCCCGCUGUUGCAAACAUUGCUCUAGAAGUUGCCCUGUAUAUGGACUCUAACCAGUUACAACCAAACCUAAAACAGAUACGUUUAACUCAGCAGUCGGAGGCUGCGACAUUAAACCCAGCACAACCAAAGAAUCCACCCUUCAACAAUAAAUUAACCAAACAAAAGAUCCCAUUUUGCUUUGUCAAAGUUUUGCAAAACAAGGGGGUGUGUACAGCUGAAAGCCAAGGUUGUGGAUAGCCUUUCUCUGUGAUAUAUAUAUAUAAUGCAUUAUGAUUUUGUAAACAAAAGAUCCUAAUAUAUGAAUAUAUUCUAUUUAGUGUAUUCACCACGAGGAUUACCAUUCAUGUCGACCUCCGUGUUACAGACUGUAAAUAGUGUUAAUGUAUUGUGUUUUAUCUAUGAUCCAUACGAUGAUGAAUGAAUAUGAUUUAGGUCAUGUCAUGCUUUCUCUCUGGUACCCCACAUUGGCUGUACGAUACUACUUUUUUACUGAAAAUGUUUCAAUUUUAAUGUAUUUUGUAAAGGAGGAUGCUGAUGUUGACUAUAUAUCAUUGGAUCUUCAUCUAAUAAAAUGCACCUUGAUAUCUG
This is a messenger RNA of Trematomus bernacchii (emerald rockcod), 3131 nucleotides long. Its product is annotated as protein yippee-like 2. Bases 301 to 660 code for a protein of 119 amino acids. The record is from RefSeq and is a predicted model, not a curated record. The transcript has 5 exons. NCBI's taxonomy places the organism in Eukaryota, Metazoa, Chordata, Actinopteri, Perciformes, Nototheniidae.